AUGCAAGCAUGCUUCUUUCGUGCCCUUCAUAGACGCCUAGGCGCGUGUAACGUCAACGCGCCCAAAAUCAACCAUGCCUAUACACGCCUCUUCCACGCAUCGCCCUGCAGACUAGCUCAGGCCGCUAAGGUGCAAUCCGACCUCGAGAAACGAAUUGCCGCCAUCCCUAUAGAGCGCUUUCGCAACUUCUGCAUCGUCGCUCACGUCGACCAUGGAAAAAGUACCUUGAGUGACCGUCUGCUCGAGCUUACUGGUGUCAUUGAAAAAGGUGGAAAUGCCCAGAGUCUGGACAGGCUCGAUGUCGAGCGAGAAAGAGGUAUCACUGUCAAGGCCCAGACAUGUACCAUGCUAUACAAUCACAAAGGCCUGGACUACAUGUUGCACCUGGUCGAUACUCCUGGCCACGUCGACUUCAGAGCAGAGGUCUCAAGAAGUUACGCCAGCUGCGGCGGAGCUUUGCUAGUCGUUGAUGCAAGUCAGGGUGUCCAGGCACAGACUGUCGCCAAUUUCUACCUCGCUUUCUCCCAGGGCCUCACUCUUGUUCCCGUUAUCAACAAAAUCGAUCUGCCUACAGCCGACGCCCCGCGCGCACUUGAACAGAUCAAGGACACUUUCGAGUUGGACCCCAAAAAAGCAGUUUUAGUUUCAGCAAAGUCUGGUAUCAAUGUCGAAGCAUUGCUCCCUAGCGUCGUCGAGAACAUUCCCGCUCCUGUUGGAGAUGAAAACAAGCCGCUGCGUCUUCUCCUGGUAGAUUCGUGGUACGACAACUACAAGGGUGUCAUCUUGCUGGUCCGCAUUUUCCAAGGUCAGGUCAAGCCUGGCGAUCAUGUCACAUCAUUCGCUACUGGCAUCAAAUACUAUGUUGGCGAGGUCGGAAUCAUGUAUCCUCUGCAGACGCCCAUGUCGGUACUGCGCGCUGGUCAGGUCGGCUACAUCUACUUCAAUCCUGGAAUGAAGCGUUCGCAAGAUGCCAAAGUUGGCGACACCUAUACCACUGUCGGCUCUGAGAAGCUUGUGGAGAUGCUGCCUGGCUUUGAGGAGCCUAAACCCAUGGUUUUUGUUGCUGCUUUUCCCGUCGACCAGAGCAACUACGAACACUUGGAGGACAGCAUCAACCAGAUUGUGCUCAACGAUCGUAGUGUCUAUGUUCAGAAAGAGUCAUCGGAAGCUCUGGGUGCAGGCUGGCGUCUUGGCUUCUUGGGCACAUUACAUUGCUCUGUCUUCGAGGACCGUCUCCGACAAGAGCAUGGAGCGAGUAUCAUCAUCACUCCUCCGUCCGUGCCAUUCAAAAUCAUCGACCAGAAGGGCAAAGAGACAAUUGUCUCAAAUCCGAACGAUUUUCCUGAAACCGACACACUGCAUCAAAAGGUACAGGAGCUACAAGAACCGUUUGUCCUUGCCACCAUCACUAUGCCCGAGGAGUAUCUUGGCAAGGUCAUCGAACUGUGCGAAGGCAACAGAGGUGUACAACACGAGCUCACGUUCUUCACAUCAACACAAGUCAUUCUGAAAUACGAACUGCCGCUAGCGCAACUGGUAGAUGACUUCUUUGGCAAGCUUAAAGGCUUGACCAAAGGUUAUGCGUCCCUCGACUACGAGGAUGCUGGCUGGCGCAAAUCUAGCAUCAUUAAGCUGCAAUUGCACGUCAACAAAAUCCCUGUUGAUGCAGUCGCUCGUGUUUGUCACCACAGUCAAGCCGAGCGCAUCGGCAAGCAAUGGGUCACAAAAUUCAAGGAGCAUGUUGAUCGACAAAUGUUUGAAAUUGUCAUUCAAGCUGUUGCUGGCAGAAGAAUUGUGGCUCGUGAAACCAUCAAGCCUUUCCGAAAGGAUGUUUUGGCAAAGCUUCACGCAGCCGAUACCAGUAGAAGAAGGAAGUUGCUUGAAAGGCAGAAGGAAGGAAGGAAGAAGCUGAGAGCUGUUGGCAACGUCGUUAUUGACCAGAAAGCAUUCCAGGGCUUCUUGGCGAAAUGA
This is a messenger RNA of Aureobasidium melanogenum CBS 110374, 1971 nucleotides long. RefSeq names its product translation factor GUF1, mitochondrial. The transcript has 2 exons. Gene Ontology annotation, cellular component: mitochondrion. The coding region runs from base 1 to 1971 and encodes 656 amino acids. The record is from RefSeq and is a predicted model, not a curated record. Gene Ontology annotation, biological process: positive regulation of translation. Lineage: Eukaryota; Fungi; Ascomycota; Dothideomycetes; Dothideales; Saccotheciaceae. Gene Ontology annotation, molecular function: GTP binding; GTPase activity; mitochondrial ribosome binding.